GCUUUGGCCUAUGUUGUAGCGACUGUAGAUGUGGGGUGAAUCUGGUCGAAUCCUACCUCACUGAAUGGUUGUUAUUCAAAGGACACAGGACACAGUCCCAGCAAUCGUCAUAUUACUUACGAAAAAUAAUAGCAAACUGGCUUUUACGAGGGUGUUGUUGGGAAAAGGAAAACGAAAAGGAAGUCGUAAAAGGUGUAUUUGUGACGGACACUGUAACGAGCUGUUUAGCUCUGUCGUUAGUUAAGUUAGGCUACCUGUUUAUUUUAACGAUGGUUUUAAUGAUGGAAUCUCAGUGUGAGUAUUUUAUGUAUUUCCCUGCUGUUCCCAUUUCGGACUUGUCAGACCCGGCAAGAUAUCGGACCCUUCCACGUCGCAGUCAUCUUUACCUUGGCGAGACUGUACGUUUCUUGCUUGUUCUGCGCUGCCGAGAUGCAGCGGGGAGUGGAGGAGCAGGUGCCGGUGGGUCUGAAUGCACCAGCAGCCGAGCUUGGAGGGAACUUGCUGGUUCGCUGUGUGCGGUGGCCAGUGUCAGUCCUGGUGAAAGCAGACAACGAACUCAGCCGCAUCAUGACUACCAGAGCAGCGGGGACGAGGGUAACGAGGAGGCCGACGAGGAAGACGCUGCUGCGGCUUGCACAGGCAGAUGGGACACGAGGAACCGGGGCUUCAGGGAUUGCAAGCCGCUCCUUAUACAUAAUAACACAGGCAGCGGAGGGCGAGAGUACCGAAGAGCUCCGUUGCAGUCUCCUCUGGAUGAGCCGGUCGUACUGACAGAUGAGGUCAUCUUCCCCUUGACCGUUUCUCUUGACAAACUCCCUGUCAGCACCCUCAAGGUUAAGAUCAUUGUGACAGUAUGGAAGCAGGAUGUGGAGAAGGCAGAAGUUCGGGAGCAUGGGUACCUCACCAUUCUUCAGCAGCGCAGCCCGACCCACACCUUCCGCCAUGACCUGAACACCUUCAAGGCCCAGGUCAGUACCACGUUGACUGUUCUUCCGCCCCCCAGCGUGAAGUGUCAACAGAUGACCGUAUCAGGAAAACAUCUCACUGUCCUGAAAGUGUUAAACGGCUGUUCUCAGGAAGAGGUGUGCAUUCGUGAUGUGCGGAUUCUGCCAAACUUCAAUGCAUCCUACCUUCCCAUGAUGCCCGAUGGCUCCGUGCUGCUUGUUGAUAACGUCUGCCAUCAGUCAGGGGAGGUUGCAAUGGCAUCCUUUUACCGGAUGGAUAGUCUUUCCUGCCGCCUUCCCAGCAUGCUCAGUGCUCUGGAGGAGCACAACUUCCUUUUCCAGCUGCAGCUCAGUGAUCAGCCACAAGACGACACAAAGGAGGGUCUGGAGGUGCCUUUGGUGGCAGUGCUUCAGUGGUCCACACCCAAACUGCCCUUCACCAACUGUAUUUACACACAUUACAGGUUGCCCAGCGUGAGGCUGGACCGGCCACGGUUCGUGAUGACUGCUAGUUGCCCAAGUGCAGUGAAGGCCCGGGAGCACUUCCGGGUCAGAUACACACUGCUGAACAACCUGCAGGACUUCCUGGCUGUCCGUCUGGUCUGGACCCCUGAGGGUCGUGGUCAAUGUGAGGACCAGUCAGUGAAUGCAGUGGUGUGUCACUCUCCUCUCAGUAACCUUGGUCACUGUCAAAAGGGCAGCACUCUCUCUUUCACCGUGGCCUUCCAAAUAUUGCGGGCGGGGCUCUUCGAGCUCAGUCAGCACAUGAAGCUCAAGCUGCAGUUCACUGCCUCUGUUUCCAACCCCCCGCCCGAGGCCCGGCCCCUGUCCCGCAAGAACAGCCCCUCCAGCCCGGCCGUACGAGACCUGCUGGACCGCCACCAGGCCAGUCUGGGCCGCUCCCAGUCCUUUUCCCACCAGCAGCCCUCCCGAUCCCACCUUAUGAGGACAGGCAGUGUUAUGGAGCGCCGUGCCAUCACCCCUCCCGUGGGCUCCCCCAUCGGCCGGCCACUGUACCACCCCCAGGAAAAGGCCAUCCUCUCUCUUGACAAAAUAGCAAAGAGGGAGUGCAAAGUACUGGUGCUGGAGCCAGUCAGUUAGGGGCGGGGGGGGUUGGGUUAGAGGACAAGAGCAUGAUGAAAGACUAGGGACACCACUAGAGAGCAAGACUGACAGGCUGACUGACAUUAAUAGUGAAAUUGAGGUUGGUGGGACAUAACAUAUAAAGACUGUGAUAACUACUUAGCUUAUAAAGCAUGGAACCAAUAGGACAAGCUUGUAUUAUUUAAGACAAACAAACUUUGUGUCUGCAAAACACAGAUUCAGGAUUAAAACUCAGUUUACCUGCCACACAAAUGCACAUUUGCCAUUGCAUAUCCUGAAACGUGUGCAAAAUACUUGAACACUGGAGGACAAGGUCAAUUUAAGUAGUCACGCCAACUGUGUGGAACUGGAAAAACAGGAAAAUUCAAAACAUUUCUAGGCAUUUCAUUUUUAUAUUGUAAUUUUAAUUUGUUUCAGUCUAGAUUCAGAUGGAGGUGGGGAUGUAUAAGGAGAUGUUGACGUCACCUUGUCCAGUGCUCUAUCUCAUAUUUAUGUGCAGUAUAGAAUAAAUGAUGAAUAAUUAAGUUGGAGGGUGGGGUUUAAGAGAAAAAAGAGAAUGGCAGCAGAUUAAAGUAAUGUAUAACUAUGCGUUUGUUCUUAUUCACUGCAAGGGUAUUCGUUAUCAGUACAAUGUUCUCGCUCUUUGUUGCUCAGAACAUUUAUGCUCAUUCAAACAGGCAUACUAUGUACACAGUAGCUGUAGAUAAAAUGAUAGUAUUAUUAGUAUUAGUAGUAGUUGUAGUCAUAAACAAGUUAAACUGUGCUGUGCAUUCCCAUGCUGUGUAAAAAUCCAGGGUCACACCUUUAGCUACUGUACGGAUGGUGGACUGUGGGUGUAGGCGUACGUGCACGUGAGUGCUUGUUUGUACGUGCGUUGUGGUGGGGCUGACUGGCAGAUUGCAUUUGUGUAUGUUGUGUCAUGGUCUUUAUAGCCAGUUUUAAUGUUUAAACUGGAUUUCACUGGAAUUGUCGGUCUAUGCUGAAAGUAUUUAUUUUUAGUUGUAUUUAUUUUGUUGCACUUGUCGCAUAAAUCUUGUACUAUAUGCCCUUUAUUGGUGACACCACCUCAGGUUUCUUUCUCAGGCGAAUGCUCCACCCUCAUACCAUUCCACUGUUUCACACUGUCACUCAUUCCACUGUACCUUACCUUCAUUUCCAAGGCAGUUACUUUAUGUUGCAGGCUUUCUCUUGUACAAUCACUUGCUUGCAAGUGGUUCUUGCUGUGAGUUUCUCUUUCAGCCUUUUCAUUUAUGAUGGUGGUACUUCCUACCUGAUAGACAGAUGAAUUUAUUACACUGUUAUUGUUAUUUCAUGAAGUUUGACACUCCAUAGUUUAUGAAAUUCCAUGUUGCUGUAUAGUCCUCUCUGGAUAUGGGUAUUAUAUCUGCAGUUAUUUUAUGUCAGUGUGCAUUCAUUGCACUGUUGAAAUGUUUACGUGUCUGGGAGAUGCUGUGUUGUUGGUAACUAUGAGCAGUGGCAGCCUCUGCAUGUAUGUAUGUGUGUGUGUGUGUGUGUGUGUGUGUGUGCACGUGUGCACAUGUGCGUGCGUGCAUAUACGUAUGUAUUGACAUUGUGCAACUGAAUGACCUGUGACAUUUUGUGAGGGCACAACUGUACCCUUUAUUCCAGAGUUGAGUAAGGGCCAAUACAUAAAUAAUGGAGGCCUCUACUUGGAUUAUUGCAAGGCCGUUGAGUGUUGAGGGGCUCACCUUGAAUAUUCAAAGUAUAAUUUAAUGAAACUUAGUAACUCCCUUUCUGUUCAAAGGUGUGCCUUAGUUUUUUUUGUUUGUUUUGUAUUGUUUUGCUGUUGGCUUGCAAUGCAAGUGACCUCCUUAGUUUUUUUUUUAUGUUUAACAUAUUUAUUAUAAUUCUGGGCUAUGUGUAUUAUUGUCUGUGGCUGGAGUAGAGAAAGGCUUGCUGACACUCGUGAGGUACAUUGGGGUCUUUGUGUGUUUCUGUGCUUCUUUUGCUACAUAAGUUUUAUUUCGUAAGAGGCAGCUUAGUACAUUGAAAAAAAUUUACUUUGAAAUUCCUUUUUACUGAAAGGCCUCUCAAGGCAUCAGUUGUUCUUUUUAGUGGCUUGUACUUUGGCAUUGAAAAACAAAUCUGCUCUCUGUGACUGACUGGUUGGAUAUGUAAUAUAUUUUGACACUCCAAUGUUUUCUUUGUUUUUUUUUUUAACCUGAAAUGAGUUCAUUUUAACAAUCAUUGUUUAUUUUAUUAAUGCACUUUACUUGAAUUUUAAAUUAUUUUUCUUGGAAAACAUGCAUUGUUGUCUUAAAUGCUGUAUUUUUGUUUAAAUUUGCUGGCUGAUGUCAUUUUAAAAGGAAACUGGAAUCAAACAACAUUGUUGGAAUGUGUAGAAUAUGUUUUAUUUUGCUGAAUGGUUGCUGCAUAUGAACAAGUUGAAUAAAUGCAAUCAUUUGGGA
Messenger RNA from Anguilla rostrata (American eel), 4477 nucleotides. RefSeq names its product trafficking protein particle complex subunit 14 (gene trappc14). Lineage: Eukaryota; Metazoa; Chordata; Actinopteri; Anguilliformes; Anguillidae. The record is from RefSeq and is a predicted model, not a curated record. Gene Ontology annotation, biological process: cilium assembly. The transcript is spliced from 11 exons. Bases 270 to 2045 code for a protein of 591 amino acids. Gene Ontology annotation, cellular component: TRAPPII protein complex. Gene Ontology annotation, molecular function: alpha-tubulin binding.